AUGGGACUGACACCCGCCACGACACCAACGCAACCGCCUAAAGAUGAUCCCAUGACGCCAGAAGAGCUGAAGCAAUACAAUGGCACAGACGAUACAAAGCCUGUGUAUGUGGCUGUCAAAGGUGUCAUUUUUGACGUGUCACCUCGCAGGGAGAUGUAUGGACAUGGUAAAGGUUAUGCGAUUUUUGCCGGCAAAGAUGCGUCGCGGGCUUUGGGAAUGUCGAGCCUCAAUCCAGAAGAUGCCGUGUCAGACUAUUCUACACUCAAGCCAGAUCAGAUGAAAGUCCUAAAUGAUUGGUUUGAGUAUUACAAAAAGCGGUAUAAUAUUGUGGGGAAAGUGGUCGAGGAAAAAUGA
Molecule: messenger RNA, 354 nt
Organism: Malassezia restricta
Lineage: Eukaryota; Fungi; Basidiomycota; Malasseziomycetes; Malasseziales; Malasseziaceae
Product: cytochrome b5-like heme/steroid binding domain protein
Exons: 6
Coding region: 1-354 (117 amino acids)
Cellular component (GO): endomembrane system; membrane
Source: RefSeq, a predicted model, not a curated record